UCAAUCUUCAUCGAAUUCUCGAGAGUGAGCUCAAGAAAUGAGUUGCAGUUCUGGGAAUUCUUGUGUUAAAGACGGUGGAUGUGGCUUCCGUGGGUUUCCUUCGAAGUGUCAUUGCGGGCUAGACGUCGUCAUCUAUACAUCGGCGACGAAGCAGAACCCUGGAAGACCUUUCUUCCGUUGUCCAACCAAACAAGAUGAUCAUUUGUUUAAAUGGGUCGAAGAUGGUGUAUACGAGGAGGUUGUUGAUGCUCUUCCAAAAUUCUCCAUCAUUGACAGCCAAAUAGAGAAUGCCAAAUCUGAAGUUGCUGUCGAGAUUGAAGAGUUAAAGGUCAUGAUCAAAGAAUUGAAGGACGAAGGAAUGUGGAGCAAAAGGGAAAUAAAGAAAUGGAAAACGAUGAUCAAAGUGUGUUUAGUGAGCCUUUGUGUUGCUGUCAUUGUCUUUGUUAUCCUACUGUUUGGUGUUGGAGACAAAAGACAUAGGUUAGUUCUUGGUUACUAGGUGUGCAUUAGUGUCUUAUUUGGUUUGUGUCUUCAACAUCUUUGAAUAUCCUGACCUUACACAUACA
Molecule: messenger RNA, 566 nt
Organism: Arabidopsis arenosa
Lineage: Eukaryota; Viridiplantae; Streptophyta; Magnoliopsida; Brassicales; Brassicaceae
Source: the annotation of a GenBank genome assembly